AUGUCCAUCCUAUUACCUCUCUACCUCAGCGACUGCGAAAGUACCAGGGUUCCAACCUGCAUGGAAAGUCCAACACCGGCCGUGCCGAGGGAUCGCUCAACUCCUGGUCUAAAGGUCCUCGACAAUCUACAGCACCUCCCUCUGCCAGGAACCGCCAGCGAACCAGACAUUAUCAUCACCAUCAUCACAAUUAUUAUCAUUGUCAUCAUUGUCAGUCGCAUCUCUUCCAUCGCGCACGUCCACCGUCACAUCAAUCUUACUCUCUUCUCCCCGCUUUCUAUCUGCGACUGGUUCGGAUCGUCGCUCGCUCCAUGCUGGGUGUACACGCAUCGUGGUCUGAGUAUCCCACCUCCUCCACCUCUCGUCCCACCUCUCCCAUCGCUCGUGAUCGUCCACCCCUCCUUCCUCUUCCUAAUCCUCGCAGCACGCGGCUAG
This is a messenger RNA of Zymoseptoria tritici IPO323, 435 nucleotides long. RefSeq lists its product as uncharacterized. The transcript has 2 exons. NCBI's taxonomy places the organism in Eukaryota, Fungi, Ascomycota, Dothideomycetes, Mycosphaerellales, Mycosphaerellaceae. Bases 1 to 435 code for a protein of 144 amino acids. The record is from RefSeq and is a predicted model, not a curated record.